AUUGCAACAGCUGUUCGUGUCGGGUUAUUUUAUCCCAACAUUUCGUGAGUUUCGAUGGUCGGAAAAGGCCGUGCAGUGUGUCGUUUGUGUCUCAGUGGAACUUCGCUAGAGGAUGUAUUUGAGGCAACGGAUAUGAACGAUUUAAUAUCCAACUUGCUUGCCAUCACGAUAACAAAAUCGGACGCCCAUCCAUCGAAGAUCUGCCAGGGAUGCAUUAAAACACUUUCCGACUUCAGAGACUAUCGUGAAAGAUGCCUAGAAGUAUAGCAUUUCUUCACCGGCCUGUCGGAAGCUGCUCUCCCGGAAGCGGUUACGGAGAAGGAUGAUUUUGUCUCUAAACAUCUCCCGAGCAAUGACGAAGGCGAUGCAGCCUCUUCUCAGCCA
Molecule: messenger RNA, 384 nt
Organism: Anopheles arabiensis
Lineage: Eukaryota; Metazoa; Arthropoda; Insecta; Diptera; Culicidae
Exons: 2
Coding region: 55-267 (70 amino acids)
Cellular component (GO): nucleus
Molecular function (GO): zinc ion binding
Source: RefSeq, a predicted model, not a curated record